AUGGCCAACCAGACUCCCGAAUCCUGGGAGGAUGAACUCUCCAGACAGACCGAAGGUGUGAACCUCAACAACAACGGUCGUCGCCAGCAACAGUUUAACUACCAAGGCUCGACGUUCACCCCUGGCGCUGCUUCGUUCACGCCCGGCGCCGCCGCCUUUGUGCCCGGUCAGCAGGCCUACGGUGGAUAUCCUCAGUACGGCCAGCAGUACGGAUACCAACAGCAGCAGCCCUACGCUCAAUACGGAGGCCAGUACGGAGCCUAUGCUCAGCAGCCCGGCGGCUACAACCAAUACUACAACCAGCAGCAACAGUACGGUGGCUACCAGCAGCAGCCCCAGCAGUCCCAACAGCCUCAGCAACAACCCAAGCCCGCCGCUGAACCCAAGCCUGCUGCUCCUAAGACCGCUAAGGUUUUGAGCAUUGGCGCCGAGCCUAAGGCUAAGGUUCUCAGCGUCAGCGGUGCCAGCGACUCGCCAAAUGCUCCCAAAACGAAGGUCCUCUCCAUCGGCAGCACAUCCGCAUCUCCCAGUCCCGCAGCUUCGGGCACGGCCACCCCCGGCGAUGUUAAGGGUUCUGCCGCCGCUGAUGCCGCCGCCAAGGUGACGGCUUCCAAGGCUAUUGAGAAGACUGAGAAGAAGGCGGAGGCUAAGGCUGCUGCUAGCGGCAAGUCCUCUCCUGCGCCCGCCUCUGGCCGCUCCUCUCCUGGCCGCUCCAGUCCCUCUAGAGCAGAGGUUGUCAAGGCUGCUCGCCAUGCCGAUGCUGUCGCCCAGGAGCAAAAGGCCGAUGUCGACGAGGCCACCUUGAACGAACUGUACGGUGAGCUUGAGAAGAAGGAACACGUUAACGUGGUAUUCAUCGGCCACGUCGAUGCCGGCAAAUCCACCUUGGGAGGUUGUAUUCUUGUCGCCACUGGUAUGGUCGAUGAGCGUACUCUGGACAAGUACAAGAGAGAUGCCAAGGAAGCUGGUCGUGAGACCUGGUACCUUUCCUGGGCUCUUGAUCUGAACCCCGAGGAGCGUGCUAAGGGUAAGACCGUCGAGGUCGGCCGCGCUCACUUCGAAAUCACCAAGAAAUCCGAUCCUUCCAUCACGAGAAACUUCAGUAUUCUGGACGCUCCUGGCCACAAGGCCUAUGUCCACCACAUGAUUGGAGGCGCUACGCAGGCUGAUGUCGGUGUUCUCGUUAUCUCUGCCCGUAAGGGUGAAUACGAGACCGGAUUCGAGAAGGGUGGUCAAACCCGUGAGCACGCUUUGCUCGCCAGAAACACCGGUGUACGCAAGCUGGUCAUUGCUGUCAACAAGAUGGAUGACCCUACAGUCGAGUGGAGCCAGGACCGUUACAAGGUUUGCACUACAAAGGUUGCUAAGUACUUGGAAGCACUGGGUUACGCAAAGACAGACUUGACCUUCAUGCCGAUCAGUGCGCAGACAAUGGUUAACAUCAAGGACCGGGUCACCAACGACGUUUGCCCUUGGUAUGACGGACCGUCUUUGUUGGAGUUCCUCAGUGAAAUGGAGCUCCCUCCUAGAAAGCUGAAUGCACCUUUCAUGAUGGCCAUUAGCGCGAAGUACAGAGACAUGGGCACCAUGGUUGAAGGUAAAAUCGACUCUGGAAUUGUCAAGAAGAACCACAACUUGGUUGUUGUUCCCGGUGGCGCCAAGGUGGAAGUUGCUGCUCUGUAUGGUGAGACUGAGGACGAGAUCGUCACUGGCAGUUGCGGUGAGCAAGUCCGCAUGCGUCUCCGCGGUGUUGAGGAAGAAGAUCUUCUUCCCGGUUUCGUGCUGUGCUCUCCCAGGCGUCUGGUCCACUCCGUGCAUUCCUUCGAAGCCAAGAUCAAGUUGCUUGAGCUCAAGGGCAUUCUUUCUGCCGGUUACAACUGCGUGAUGCACGUGCACUCCGCUGUUGAAGAAGUCACCAUUGCCGCACUCUUGCACAAGCUUGAACCCGGCACUGGACGCCGCAGCAAGAAAGCGCCAGCAUUCGCAAGCAAGGGAAUGACGGUGAUUGCCCGUGUUGAUGUUACGUCGACGGCGGGAUACGUGUGCUGUGAACCUUUCUCCUACUCUGAGCAGAUGGGACGUUUCACUCUGCGUGACCAGGGACAAACCAUCGCCAUUGGUAUGAUUACCAAGCUGAUUGAGAACGACGAGGUUGUUGCCGAGUAA
Molecule: messenger RNA, 2166 nt
Organism: Aspergillus saccharolyticus JOP 1030-1
Lineage: Eukaryota; Fungi; Ascomycota; Eurotiomycetes; Eurotiales; Aspergillaceae
Product: translation termination factor GTPase eRF3
Exons: 5
Coding region: 1-2166 (721 amino acids)
Biological process (GO): translational termination; nuclear-transcribed mRNA catabolic process, deadenylation-dependent decay; translation
Cellular component (GO): translation release factor complex
Molecular function (GO): translation release factor activity; GTP binding; GTPase activity
Source: RefSeq, a predicted model, not a curated record